AUGAACGCCCAGACCCAAGACAUAGUCAAUAGGCGAUUGGCCAACUUUAACAUACUAGCUACCACUGCAGCAGACCCAAACUUAGACCAAAUCAUUGCACCACAACCACUGCCACUGUUCCCAACCCAACCCAUGGAAAUAGAACCUAACCCAGGAGAUCAGGUUCCCGUACCCGCAUUCGACCCAAACGAAAUCCCUAGAGUCCCAGCACCAAAUCCUCUAGCUUAUGACCCAUGGGAGGAUGAACAUAGGGAUUAUCGAGAACUCUACCCACAUGAGGAACCCAUACCAAACCCUAUAGCACCAUACCCCAACCUCGACCUUCUAGAUCCAUAUUGGGAUGCCGAUCAGUAUGUUCGGGAAAUCCUAGAAAACCCAUACCCAUAUGGAGAACCCGUACCACAGUACCCUGACCCAAUACCCGCACCACCACCAUCCAUGAGUACCGAAAACGUGCAGGAACUCCGCACACUUGGUGAGGAGUUAGUAGAUGAAGGAGAAAGAAUAAGACAAAUAGGGGAAAAGCUCGUUUGGAAGUACGACGAGCGAAAUAUGUAA
Messenger RNA from Helianthus annuus (common sunflower), 558 nucleotides. Its product is annotated as alpha/beta-gliadin clone PW1215-like. The transcript has a single exon. Bases 1 to 558 code for a protein of 185 amino acids. Lineage: Eukaryota; Viridiplantae; Streptophyta; Magnoliopsida; Asterales; Asteraceae. The record is from RefSeq and is a predicted model, not a curated record.